Molecule: messenger RNA, 1827 nt
Organism: Paramecium pentaurelia
Lineage: Eukaryota; Ciliophora; Oligohymenophorea; Peniculida; Parameciidae
Source: the annotation of a GenBank genome assembly
AUGAAAUAUUAAUAAGAAAUAGCAAUAGGGAUUGAUUUGGGAAUGACAUACUCUAGAGUUGGAGUGAUGAUAAAUGAUUAAUUUUAACUUAUAGCCAAUGAAUAUGGGAAUAAAUUUACUCCUUCAUAUGUAGCUUUUACAGAUAAUGAAAGACUUAUAGGUGAAGCAGCAUUAAAUUAAUAAACUAAAAAUCCUACAAAUACUAUAUUUAAUGUAAUUAGAUUAAUUGGAAGAAAAUUUAGUGAUAAGAUUGUCUAAGAAGAAAUUUAAAAAUUACCUUACACAGUUGAAGCUGGUCUUUAUGAUAGACCUAUGAUUGUUGUUUAAUUUAAAUAACAAACAUUGAGAUUGCAUCCAGAAGAAGUAUGUUCAAUGAUACUAUGUAAAAUGAAGACAAUAGCAGAAAAUCAUUUAGGAAUUAAAAUAAAUUAAGCAGUCAUAACAACAUCUUGCAAUUUAAAUUUCUGUUCUAAACGUGCUAUUGAAGAUGCUGGAUUAAUCUCAGGUUUAAAAAUCUUAAGGAUUAUAAUUGGAUCAACUGCAGCACACUUUACUUAUGGUAUGAGUCUAUUGAAUGAAAAUCUUAGAACCAUAUUAAUUUUCAAUCUUGGAGGAGGAUCCAUAACAGUAAGUGUGAGUGAUAUUGAGUUUUCAAUAAUAGAUAUAAAAUCUACAUCAGGAGAUAGAAAUUUAGGAGGUGAAGAAUUUGAUAAUCUCUUAGUCAAUUAUUGUUGUAAUAAGUUUUAAGAAUAAUAUGGAAUUGAUUUAAGAUAUAAUUAAAGAGCAAUGAGGAGAUUAAAGAUUUAAUGCUAAAAAGCUAAAGAAACUUUAUCAACUAUUAAUCAAACUACUAUUGAGGUAGAAUUCAUCACUUAAGAACAUGAUCUUAUUAUUCAAAUAACUAGAUAAACAUUUGAAAUGUUAUGUUUACAUUUAUUUUAACAGUGUAUAAGUCAUGUAGAAUAAGUUCUUAAGGAGGCCUGUUUAAGCAAAGCUUCUCUAAAUUAAGUUAUUCUAGUUGGGGGAUCAUCUAGAAUUCCAAAAAUUUAGGAGUUAUUAAAAGAAUAUUUUAAUGGAAAAUAACUUUAUCAUUCAAUAGAUAAAGAUGAAGCUAGUGUUUAUGGGGCUGCAUUCAUGGGUGCACUUCUUAAGGCAUAAUCUUAGAAAUGUAAGAAGUGGUUACUUCUUGAUACAAUUCCUUAUGGUUUGGGAAUAGGAAUAAAUGGUUAUUAUUAGUAUUAUAUGAUUAAAAAAAAUAUUCAUAUUCCAUGUAAAGAAUCAUAAACAAUUAAGUUAUCAAAAGAGAAUAUAAAUAAUUAAUUAAAAAUCUUAUUAUAUGAAGGAGAAAUAUCUAACCAAAUUGAAAAUUAUAGAAAAAUAGGAUAUUUUGAUAUAGAUAUAUAUAAUAAAGAUUAAUAAGGUGAAAUAAUAAUCACUUUUUUGAUUGAUGCAAAUAAUUAAUUGGUUAUAUCUACAUAGGAUACAGAUUCUAAAUAAAAUAAUAAUAUUGUAGUAUAAUUUGAAUAAUAUACUCUUUUAGAUGAAGAAAUUUAGAGAUUAAUUGAAGAAUCUGAAUAAUAAAGGAAUAGUGAAGAUAUUGUAAAAUAAAAGAAUGAAGCAAAGAAUAAAUUUGAAUCAUUAAUUUAUCAUUAUAAAAGAAUAAUUAUGGAUGAAAUUAAUAGAUAGGAAAAAUGGUUAGAAUCUCAUUAAGAUGAAGAUCCAAAAAUUUAUAUUUAAAAAAUAGAAGAUUUAGAAUUGAAAUUUUAACAUCAAGUAGAAUUGAUUAAUCAUAUUGAUUCUAAAAAUUAAAAAGAUACUUAUAAUUGA